GGCCUGUCCAAGCUGUAUGAGCGUACGGAACAAUGGAGUAGCUACGUGCAAACGCUCCAGCAGUUGAUGCACAUGUUCAGCAAAGGGCUGAACGCAGACACCAUCAAGUGCGGAGAAACCUACUCAAAAGUAAUCAUUGCCCUGAAAGAACAUGGGUCUCGUCCUGAAGUAAUUGGAGCAUUGUCACUCCUCCUUCCUUCAUCCCCGUUUUACUCUACACUAUCAGCGAUACCUCCCCCUGACCCCAGCAAUCCAGCAGCGUCACCUUCGUACGCGUUUCCAUGGCCAGACUCACUUGAAUUGUAUGAUUCGUUGAUUGAACUCCUUGAGAAGGAGGAGGAAUCGACGUUCAAGUCAGAAUUCGAUAAACGUCGUACCCGACUUGGCGCGUCGCCCCCAGAGGAGCUCAAGAAAGAAAUCGGACAAGAGAUUUGCGAGUCUUCCACUUAUUUACCGUCAUUGUACAAUGAAGUUUUAAAUCACCCUCAAACGUCGGAUGGCCAUCGACGAGAGACAGAGUCGAAGUUGAUACGGUUCCUUGAGCGAUUGGUCAUAGCUCUUCCAUCAUCCACUGAGGAGAAGGCCCGUUUGCGCUCGGAGCUCGAUGGGCUUGUCCAGGGGGUAGUCAGCAUCGGCAUACCUGAUGAAUACGCUUGGGAAUUAUAUAUGGAAGGAAAUGAUUAUCUGCAGAUAGAGGAUAUAGGAUUACCUCAGCUGCGUCAAUUCAUCUCCCUCUUCCAUAGCUCUAGCUUGGCGCGAGUGAUACGAGCAUAUCUGGUAUACGUUGGUCUAUCCCCCGACGAAGAAAACUCGGAAGGGUAUGAAGAAGAGGACGACCCUUAUGACGUGGUCCUUGUACGUCUUGCCUCCUCUCUUUAUUCAUCAGAUGCCCGCCGGUCUUCUCUUGAUUAUGUCACUGCUUCUGCAGAAUACACAAACACUGUCAAAAUUGCUGAAACAGCCCUUGCCUUGCUCUCAAAGCGAGAAAAAGAAGCGGGUGUGGCCAUGUCACAAUGUCGUCAAUCGUUGGAAGAGUGUCUAUCUUGGGCACUCGUGCACCUUCAUCCUCCUCGUCACCAUCCCCGAGCAAUACAUCUUGUUGAGGCUGCACUGGCUCAGAAUGCUCAAAGGAGCCGCAGCUUAAUUACUAAGGGCUACAUCAUGCAGAACGCUUCUCGUUGGCAAGAAGCAGCAGAUCUGGCAAGCCGCAAAGCCAGAGUCAUCCAGGACAACACGCUGUUAGCAGAAGAAGAAUACUCUUGGUGUGUCAGCCGUCUUGAAGGUAGAAUUGUCGAAGGCCUCGCUGGUUUGCAAAGUGUCAAGGCGACACUUGAGGGGUUGCAUGAAAAAGAUUCGUCUCAUGCCGAAGACAUAGCACGCUGCGUAUGGAGGAUUGGCGAAUGCAAUUGGGCCAACGGCGAUGCUGAAGCUGCCUACGCUUCGUUCAUCGCCUGCCUCAAAUCUGCAACGAACUAUGCACCUGCAUAUACUUCCCUCGGAAUAUAUUACUCUACACCAAAAUCAGAUGGGGCUAUGGAUGCCACGCGUGCUAAUAAGUGCUUCCAAAAAGCUUUCGAACUCGACCCACGAGAGGUGGAUGCCGCGCGACGUCUUGCAGAAGGAUUUGCAAAUGAACAAGAAUGGGACCUAGUUGAAGUGAUAGCGCGACGCACAAUUGAAGGCGAAGGAGGGACAACGGACGCAGGAGGGACAACUGCAGGAGCCAUAGGCCGGUAUGUGCCAAUGAAUACCUGGGCAUGGAAGGCGUUAGGGAUUGUAGAGCUCACUCGCAGAAGAUACUCGCAGGCUGUCCAGGCUUUGCAGGUAGCCCUUCGUGUAGAUGCGAAUGACCAGCUUUCCUGGGUGCGCCUGGGUGAAGCCUACAGUCGAGCCGGCAAACAUGUUGCUGCUCUCAAAGCCCUGUCUCGUGCUCAAGAACUUGACCCUGCCGACUGGGUCUGUACGUUUUUUAUUGGCGAGGUUCAGAGAGAAAUGGGACUUUUCCCUGAAGCAUUGGCAUCGCUUCAGAAGAUUCUGGAUACGCGUCCCGCUGAGUUAGGUGCUUUGAUAGCGUUGGCUCAAACACAGCUGGACCAAUCGAGGCAGGAGCUUGUGAGGGGUUUUUCCCACAGAGCCGAGGAUACUCUCGUCGCUUGCAUACGGACCAGUUUAUCUGCCGUACAGGCAGGGGCUAGCGCUGGCCACCGGGCGGUUUCAUGGAAAAUCGUUGCCGACGCGCUCUUCCUAUUGGCGCAGUCGUCGCCGGUGUCGUUCAUCGAGGUGACUCAAGUCAGAGAUAUACUGAGCAAGGUUACAACCAUAGUGGGCCCAAAUACACAUACAAGCCCUCGGCUCUCCGCCAUUUUCUCAUUAUCAACCCUCCCAGAUGGCGCAGAACUAGCCGGCAGGCAUGCUCUAGAAGUCGCUAUUGCAUCCUAUGAUUAUAGGGUCAUGCUGGGCUCAGCAGAUGAAGCAGCGAUAGGCAGCUCCUUAUACGAUCUGGCAAUCGCUCUGUAUACAUGGACAUACUCACUCCCUACGGAUAAUCGGGACAAUGUAUCAGGGAUGGCUGCUUCCAUCCUUGUGCAGGCACUGCGGAGGAACCCCAUCGAUGCUACUUACUGGAUUGCCUUUGGUAACAUCAACUUCGUCACAAAGCCCAAGAGCUCGCAACAUGCCUAUGUCAAAGCAAUUGAGGUUGAGGGAAAGAAUGUCGUGGCAUGGACAAAUCUCGGCCUUUUAUACCUCUACCACCACGACUUCGAGCUUGCAACCGAGGCAUUGUACCGAGCUCAGGUUUUAGACCCUGACCAUGCCUUAGCAUGGGUUGGACAAGCCUUGUUAGCUACAGCAAAGGGGCACGAGGAAGAUGCCCAGAACCUCUUGGAAUACGCCACGAGCCUCACGGCUAACGAGCCAUCUGCAGAUUUGGAGUUCGCAUACCGCACCUUCCACUUAUUUCCCUUACAGCCAUUAUCUCCCUCGCAGGAUACAAUAUUCCCAGUCUAUUUUGUCCUGGAUCGUUAUAUCAAGCGGAGGCCCUCGGACCCAUCGGCAUUGCAUCUACUCGGCCUCAUAUGCGAACGCAUGGGCGAUUUAGAACGAGCAGCUACAGUACUCAAGGAGUCCAUCUCCCUUCUGGAAGCAGCAUAUGAGGAAUCUGAGGACACAUCAAUCGAACGACAAUUCACUAUUGCGCAUACGAAUUAUGCACGAGUCCGCUUGGCCCUGCAAGAUGUUCAAGGAGCUCUUGAGUCUUCCCAAAACGCCUUGGGUUUGGUCCCAGAAGUUGACGAGAAAAAUACUCGAGUGCUGCGAAUUUCUGCGCGGAUUGGAUGUGGGCUGGCGUAUUUUAGGUUGGGCCAACUUCAAGAAGCAUUAGAUGCUUUCCAGAGCGCCCUUCAAGAUAUAGGAGAAGAUGUUGAAUUGAAAGGACAUGUGACUGUACUGCUCGCGCGUACGAUGUGGGCAAUUGAACCCAGCGCAGACUUUAGAGAGGGCGCAAAAUCGUUGCUGCUCGAGUGCAUUGCAAACGACCCUGAAAACUUACUAGCAAUUAGCACCCUUGCGGGCAUGGGCAUCUUAACCGAUGACGACGGUCUGGUUGAUGCAGCCCUUUCGGAAAUGCUGUCACUUCCUAUCGAGAAGAGACACGAACUAGACCCGGAGCGCAACGUCACCUAUUUGCUCAUUCAGCAUGAAGUAGCACAGGGCAACGGGGAGAGAGCUUUGCAAGUCGCCCAAAAGGCACUGCAUGACGAACCAUCGAACGUGAGGGUCAGAGGCGAACUGGCCUUGCUUUUUAUGCAGCACGAUGCUCGACAAUCGGCACUUUCACUGAUACCUUCGGGAAGCUCUCUGGAGGAAGAUCAGAAGAUUCUGUGGCUUGCCGCAGUGGCUGAAGAGGGGGAAACAACUCUAAGAAUAGCUCAAAAAGCAGUCAUGCUUGGGCCUGGAGGGGUUGAAAAUUGGCGUUCUCUGGCGUACGUGCGUGCAUGUGUAUAA
Coniophora puteana RWD-64-598 SS2 is the source of this 4005-nucleotide messenger RNA. RefSeq names its product TPR-like protein. Lineage: Eukaryota; Fungi; Basidiomycota; Agaricomycetes; Boletales; Coniophoraceae. The record is from RefSeq and is a predicted model, not a curated record. The annotation marks the transcript as partial. Gene Ontology annotation, cellular component: Ski complex. The transcript has 13 exons. Gene Ontology annotation, molecular function: protein binding.